Molecule: messenger RNA, 1758 nt
Organism: Suillus fuscotomentosus
Lineage: Eukaryota; Fungi; Basidiomycota; Agaricomycetes; Boletales; Suillaceae
Exons: 7
Coding region: 1-1758 (585 amino acids)
Source: RefSeq, a predicted model, not a curated record
AUGGUUCUCACACAUCCAACCAAUGCAUCGAAGAGGCCUGCUCAGGUGGUUCUAGAUGCCAAACGGAAGAGGCACACCGCAGCUCAGCUCAAAGAGGAUAAGGUGUGCGCAGAGAAGAAACAAGAUGAACAAGACAAAAAGACAAGACAGGCCAUUACUCAAGUGACUGCUGCUCAGCAGAAAGCGGCCAUCCAGCAGAAGAAUGCAGUCUCAACAAAGAAGCCACGACCACGCCCAGUUGGGAAAGGCGCUACAACAACAACAGCAUCUUCCUCUCAUGCUCAGACUGUUGCAGAUGAUGACGAUGAUGACGAUGAAGAUAAUGACUCUCAAGUUCUUGGAUGGAGAAAAUCUCCUCCUGCGACACCUGAGGGCUCUGUGUUUAACAAUGAUGUUGAAGCUGAAGAGUGCACACCAGAUGAAGCUGAUGGACCCGAGCACUUGGUGGCGUAUACCCUUGCAAACAUGGGUAAAACGAUGCGCAAUCAAAAAUUGAUGGAUGUGAUUGAAGUCCAAGAUAUUCCCCAACCUCUAACUCCACCAGUUCCUUCGCAAUUAAGACUCCUUCAACAUGGAUCGGGUAACACCCGUCCCCAUAUUACCCGAUCUGAACCAAAGGACAUCGCCGUGGACUUGGAGGGCCAGGAAGAUGCUAUCGUAUUUGUAGAUAAUGAUGAUGAUUCUGGUGUUGAACACCACAAUGCUAGCGCUGCCAUGAGGAACAUGGGUGGGAAUAAGCGAGUCACAGCAUCAGCCAACAUGGAAAUCGUGGAUAAUGCUCCUCCGCCCAAGCAUAUCAAACGAGAGGCACAAAGUGAGGUGGCAGUUGGAGAGCCCUCAAAGGCAAAAUACAAGAACAGUGACCUUCCUCCUGGUUGCUUGGACGGAAAUUUAUGGCGCGGAGUUUUCAUCCCUACAGUCGCACAUGCAACGGGUGGCAAGAAUGUCCACCCUUGGUUGAUCGAGGACAACACACUCAUCCCGAUUCUGACAAAGACGUGGAACAUCGUUUAUGCAGACAAUCCAUCACUGAAGAACUACAAGAUCGUCAUUGGUGGUGCUGUCUAUCAUGUGGCUAAACAACACCUCAGUGAAUGGUGUGGAGGGUUUGGAUUGGCUGCCAUCAUGAUCAUUACGAGUCUCAUGGCUUCUGAUUGUACUUAUGAAACUGACCAAGAGCACAUUGAUUUUGCCAAGUUCUGGCUUGAAGAUAGCUGUUUCCUUUUUUCAGAUGUUACUUCUGAUGAUCCAGAUGCAUGGAUGGGGAUGUGGCAGUCUACAUUUGUGUUGCAGACAUUUGCUGCACAUCUCAACUAUACCCAAGGCCGGGUGGAAGUUCCAGCGCUCAACAGUGAAAAUGACAUUAUGCGGGCAUCACUUGCUUUAUCGGCAGGGGCGGUAAAAUGCACUCUGUACCUUCUUUUGGUAGGAGCAAUGAGUUUCACUAUCAUGACGGCUACUGGGAAGGGAAAGAAGAAGGCUACUACUAUACACAAGGGUAAGGCAUCAGCUGUCAAUGGAGACAUCCAGGAAGCUGUUAUUGGGGAGAAUGAGAGCUUUUCUGAGCUGCUUUGGGGUUAUGAUACACGCAUGCUCUUGCAAGCAAUUAAGAAUGUUCCCUCUACAGCCAUGCAGGGCAUUGUUCAGCAAGCACAGCAAUACAUGAAAGCUUCCUCUUGUGGAGGACGGUCCAAGGGAGCUGAUGAGCCUGAGGAAGAGAUUGAUGAGGAAUAUGUCAAUUUACUUGCCUUCCGCUAA